AUGCAUAUAAGGAUUAAUGGAUUCGAUGAAUUGGCACCCGGCGCAUUUGUCGAGACCGUCCGGUGGAGCGGUGUAGCGAACAAUUGCACUGAGUGCAAUUUUACCGAAGGCUCAAUGGGUAAUAUUACCGGUGUAACCCGGGCGUUAUUUAGUAUUGAAUGGUUUUAA
This is a messenger RNA of Loa loa (African eye worm), 168 nucleotides long. RefSeq lists its product as hypothetical. The record is from RefSeq and is a predicted model, not a curated record. Bases 1 to 168 code for a protein of 55 amino acids. NCBI's taxonomy places the organism in Eukaryota, Metazoa, Nematoda, Chromadorea, Rhabditida, Onchocercidae. The transcript has a single exon.